UGCAUACAAGGGAAGGAAACACAGGGAGGCUAAAUUUUAAAGAAGUUGAAGAAAGUCUGAUCUCAUCUUUCAUUUACCCGAAAUGUAACUUCUCUCUUUCUGUUGCAUUAUUAUUAAAGCAAAGUAGAAACAUUUGUCAGACUCAGAGCAGCUGAGUGACAGAGUGUCAGUGCUGGAUGUGAGGAUGAGGUACACUUUGAUCUGUGUGCUGGGAUUAUUCUCGCUGAAUACACUCUUCUACGGACACUCUGAAGAUGAUGAUGUGAUCCUGGAAAGUCCUGAAUUCACAUUGUUUGAAGGAGACUCAGUGACUCUGCGCUGUAGACAUCGUACUCUUGGAUAUGAGAAGAAAGCCACCUUCUACAGAAAAGGAUCACCUCUUGAAACAUAUACAAACCAUCAACCACAUAGAAUAUCAAACACCACUGUAGAAAUGACCAUUUAUUCAGUAUCAGUGUCAGACAGAGGUUUUUAUAAGUGUAAGUUUGAUGAGGGGACAGAAUCCAAAGAGAAAGAACUACAAAUUAAAGCACGUAGACGCAACAUUACACUGAGAGCAGACAGGAACAUCAUACCAGUACAGGGAAGUGUGACUCUGACCUGCAAUGUGGAGGACUCUACUGGCUGGAAAUAUGACUGGUACAGACGUACCUCUAAAAAUUCUCAAGUAACUCAUCUUCAGACAGCAGAAGGUGAUGAAUCAGACAGUAUCAGUAUCUCACAGGGAGGCAUUUACACCUGCAGAAGAUGGAGAACAGAUGUCUUCACACCUGGAAGUGAUAAAGUCACCAUUGAGGAAACAGUUCCAAAUAAGGCCACUGUGAUCCUGCAACCCAAACUGAUAUUCAGGGGUGAGACAUUCACUGUCAGAUGUGAGAUCCAGGGAGGUGGAGACACUGAGUGGACGUAUGAAUGGACACCAGCCAACUUAAACACAUCUCCAACACUCAGUGAACACAGGAUCAACAGCAACAAUUACUACAGUGGAGAAUUCAAGUGUAGAGGAAGGAAGGACUCAUAUUCCUCGACAGGGUGGAGUGAUGUCAUCACAUUGACAGUAAAACCAUAUAAACCAAAGGCCAAACUGAGUGCUGACAACACAGACAUUCCAGUAGGGGGCAGUGUGACCCUGACCUGCUCUGUGGACCCAUCAUCAUCUGGUUGGAAAUACGACUGGUACAAAGAUGAGAAAACCUCUGAACCCCUGAACACACAAGAUGCUGUUUCCCAAUCAACUGGACAAAUCAGUGUCCCACAGGGAGGACUCUACUGGUGCAGAGGAGGAAGAGGAAACCCAGUUUACUACACAGAGUACAGUGAUUCAAUCUGGAUCAACAAAUAUGUCUCAAACAGAGCGGUUGUGACUCUGCAACCCAACUGGCCAAAGAUAUACAGUGGAGAGGCGAUCACUCUCAGAUGUGACAUCAAGGAUGGAGGAGACACUAAGUGGGAGUAUGAAUGGAAAACACCCAGCUCAAUAAAACCUCAAAUACAAAAUGAAUACAGGAUCAGUUCUGCUUAUCCAUCAGACAGUGGAGACUACAAGUGUUUGGGCAGAAUGAAAAGUGAACAAUCUUCAACAGAGUGGAGUGAUGCCGUCAAACUGACAGUAUUACAUGCACCUGUCCUCACUGUGUCUCCAUCAUGGCUGAGUCCUGGAGACUCAGUAACUCUGAGCUGUGAGGUUGAACAUCCAUCUGCAGGAUGGAGGUUCUACUGGUAUAAGACUGUUCCCAAACUAUCAGACAACUCCUACAGCUAUGAGCUGCUACCUGGUAGCACCAAUGGGACUGAACAGGAUUCCUACAUCGUUCAUGGGUCGACACACACAACAAGAUAUAUGUGUAGAGCUGGAAGAGAAGACCCAGUGUUUUGGACUCAUUACAGCAAACCUGAGUUUGUUUGGUCUGGAGAUGUUCAUUCAGCAGUGACUCUCAAAGUGAGUCCUGACAGAGUGCAGCACUUCAUCUAUGACUCUGUCUCAGUGAGCUGUGAAGGAAACUCUACUGAGUGGAGAGUGAGGAGGUUUUUUAAGGGCAGCUACUGGUCAUACUGUCCUAACUGGGGGUCAAUGACUGGAUCCACAUGCAACAUCAAGAGUUCAGAGCAGAGUGACGCAGUGUACUGGUGUGAGUCUGGAUCAGGAGAGUUCAGCAAUGCAGUCAACAUCACUAUACAGAAUGCAGAUAUUAUCCUGGUGAGCCCUGUGCAUCUUGUGACUGAGGGAGAUUCUGUUACUCUUGGCUGCAAACUGAAGAGAGGAGAAUUACUUUCCAAUGUGUUUUUCUAUCAAAAUGACAAACUUAUCCAAAAUGAUACCAGAGGGGAGCUGAAAAUCUCUGCAGUGUCAAAGUCAGACGAAGGCUUCUACAAGUGUAAAUACUCAGGAAAAGAAUCAGUACAGAGUUGGAUGUCAGUUAAGGCAGUGUCCAGGCCUGACAGCUCUUCAUCUCCUAUACCAUUAAUUGUUGGGCUGGUUUGUGGAAUUAUUCUUAUUAUUCUCCUGCUCCUGUUGUAUUGCUACAGACGAUCCAAAGAUUCACACUUUAUCAGGCCGAUCCAGCCUGAGAGCACCAAUCAGAAUGAAAACUCCUCUUCUCUCUAUGAUGCAGGAGAAUCGCAGGAUAUUACAUAUUCUUCGAUCGAGCUUAAAAACAUUGCUAAGAGGGGGAAGCGUCAUGAAACAGUGGAGAGCUCUGUUUAUGCUGAUGUGAAGAUAGGAUCUGCUGCAGAUGAUAAUCUAACGUAUGCCCAGGUUAACUAUCACAAUAAAGGCAAAGCCAAGAAACACAAAGGAAAAUCAACUCCUGCAGCAACUGAUGAAGCUGUUUAUUCUGAAGUUAAACCAGGAACAGCUCUUGGUCAGUGAAGACAGCUGUAUGGACAAGGCCAAAUAAAUAUGGUUAACAGCAUUUUAUAUAACCAUUGUGUGCAACUCUGCUAUCCAAAUAUCAGCGAUGCUCAAUGUUUUGUACAGUUAAUGUAAUAGCAGAUGAUAUAAAAUAAUUACAUCAUGUGGAUUUAAUACUCUCCUUUUUAGCAGAAAGUACAAGACUACUGAGGUUUAUUCUCAUUUAGUAUUUAAACACUGUAUCAUUAUUAUCAUUAUUUUUACAGUUAUUUUAAAAACUUUGAUUGCAGGCUGAUUCAAAAAGCAGCAGGAGGUAUCAGUUUGAAAUGUUUAAACGACAUUACCCAGGUGGUACUGCAGCUUUAAAGUCAACAUAUUUUUCAGUGUUAGAUGAAAAAACUCCAGGAUGGACGUCAACAAUUACUUUUGUAUAUGUAAUGAACUGCUAUCAACUAUUACAUGUAACUUUUGCUGUUAUUAUACUGGAAAGUUUUCUUGUCUAUUUACAAAUGAAUUUACUGGUGCUGUAUGUGCUUUAUUUUUGUUAGACAUCAAUAAACUUUU
Molecule: messenger RNA, 3415 nt
Organism: Thunnus maccoyii (southern bluefin tuna)
Lineage: Eukaryota; Metazoa; Chordata; Actinopteri; Scombriformes; Scombridae
Product: Fc receptor-like protein 5
Exons: 18
Coding region: 185-2869 (894 amino acids)
Biological process (GO): cell surface receptor signaling pathway
Molecular function (GO): transmembrane signaling receptor activity
Source: RefSeq, a predicted model, not a curated record